This is a messenger RNA of Microthlaspi erraticum, 1500 nucleotides long. Lineage: Eukaryota; Viridiplantae; Streptophyta; Magnoliopsida; Brassicales; Brassicaceae. The record is from the annotation of a GenBank genome assembly.
AUGCAUCUGAUUAAUGCGGUGGCGGCGGCGAGGAUGUUGUCCGGAUUCGGACAAUCUAACGGCAGUAACGGAGGCGAAGCGAUUCCGUUCGGAUCGCUGUGGUGGGUCACUUACGCCGGCGUCUCUUGUUUCCUCGUUCUCUUCGCCGGUAUUAUGUCCGGUCUCACUUUGGGACUUAUGUCUCUUGGUCUCGUCGAGCUCGAGAUUCUCCAACGCAGUGGCACCCCUAAUGAGAAGGAACAAGCCGCUGCGAUUUUUCCGGUUGUUCAGAAACAGCAUCAGCUUUUAGUGACACUGCUUCUGUGCAAUGCUCUUGCAAUGGAGGGACUUCCUAUAUACUUGGAUAAGUUAUUCAACGAAUACGUUGCCAUUAUUCUUUCGGUCACUUUCGUUCUAGCUUUUGGUGAGGUUAUUCCUCAAGCUAUAUGCACAAGGUAUGGACUCGCCGUCGGAGCAAAUUUUGUGUGGCUUGUCCGUAUUUUAAUGGUUCUCUGUUACCCUAUUGCCUUUCCCAUUGGAAAGAUCUUGGAUUUGGUGCUGGGACACAAUGAUGCUUUGUUUAGACGAGCUCAGUUGAAAGCUCUUGUAUCAAUCCACAGCCAAGAGGCUGGCAAGGGAGGUGAGCUUACGCAUGAUGAGACGACAAUCAUUAGUGGAGCACUUGAUUUGACUGAGAAGACGGCACAAGAAGCCAUGACACCAAUUGAAUCAACCUUCUCCUUGGAUGUAAAUUCAAAACUGGAUUGGGAAGCUAUGGGCAAGAUUCUUGCAAGAGGCCACAGCCGCGUUCCUGUCUACUCUGGCAAUCCUAAAAACGUUAUCGGACUUCUCUUGGUGAAGAGUCUCCUUACAGUUCGCCCUGAAACCGAGACACUUGUCAGCGCAGUUUGUAUACGCCGAAUGCCAAGGGUUCCAGCAGAUAUGCCACUGUAUGAUAUACUUAAUGAGUUUCAAAAAGGAAGCAGCCACAUGGCUGCAGUUGUCAAGGUUAAAGGGAAAAGCAAAACUCAUCCUCCUCUGCUUGAAGAAGACAAUACUUACGAAAGCAGCGAUUCUGCAACGAAAGACUCCGAUUUGACUGCGCCUCUGCUGAUAAAACGAGAAGGAAACCACGACAAUGUCAUUGUCCAUAUAGACAAGGCGAAUAGACAGUCGUUGUUCCAAAACAACGAGGGUGUAACGCACGGGUUCUCGCAUACUUCAGAGGAUAUCGAGGAUGGGGAAGUUAUCGGUAUCAUCACUUUGGAAGAUGUGUUUGAAGAGCUUUUGCAGGAAGAGAUUGUUGAUGAAACUGAUGAAUAUGUUGACGUACAUAAAAGGAUUCGAGUUGCGGCAGCAGCGGCUGCUUCAUCAAUAGCGAGAGCUCCUUCAAGCCGGAGAUUGAUUGCACAAAAGGGAACUGGAGGACAAAAUAAGCAAGCGCAGACGAUAAAAGGUUCUGGUCAAGAACAAGAUAAAUUUCUUGGAACUAUUACCGAGCCAAGCCGAGGAAACAAAUGA